AUGGAGCAUGGAUUCGUGAGCGAAGCGCGCCGCAAGUGGACGAACAUUCUCUUGUGUCAACCCAUCUAUCCAGGUCUGCAGGACUGCCGCGAAGCGCUCAUCCAGACGUUCUCUCAUCUGCCCUCAACCCCUCCGACUGCGGUUCCAGCCAAAGAGUGGGAUGAUGAAGUUGUCGGGCGUGUCGAAGGCAUGGAGAGCCAAGCAAAGGAGAUCGUGCUCCUUUACAGAACAGUAAUGGCCGGCAGUCCGCAACCAUUGCAGCAAUCGGCAUUCGCAUCUGGUGGCGAUGGCCAAUCUAGUGUCGAUCUGGUCCUGGCGCAUCUACAGCAGAGUGACGAGAAGCACCCGGACUCUUCGAAAACGAGCCAGUACAAAGCGCAUUGCCGCGGAGACGAAAUGCGCAUUGUUGCGAGCAAUGCUCAUCCUCCAGCGAUGGGACUCAUGGGCCCACCUCCCCAGCGGCAAGCCGGCUCGACACUUUCUCCUGCUACGAGGGGUUACAUCAUCAAGGGCACUGCUGAGAAUCGCAAACGCCGUACUUCUGAUGCUGGCAUGCCCCUGAGCAAGCGCAACUGCGAUCCUCGCCGCGGUGGGGCCUCGCCUGAGAGCUCUGGGACCGCCCUUCUUGCAUCUACGUCAGACAGCCGGCCUCCACCUACGACCGUCACUGCUGCUUCAGCUAGGUCUCUUCCGCCAACAUCUGUCCGAUCUGUCCGGGAUUCGGCCGCUCCUACAGCGAUCCCACUUCUCGGAGGAUCCCAGAUCGCCGGUCAAUACCGAUCAUCCCCAACUCCAUUGCGCAUCCUGAAACAGAUAUGCCCAUUUCAAGUCAAUGGUAAGAGGCUUGGCUUUUGUGAGAGUUUGAAGGAUGGGCCGGAGAGUGUCAAGCAAUACGCUUGUGGCAAGCAAUACCAUAUUUGCGAUCCCUGGUGGCGUAACAUCCUGAACAACGAUGGCACGGUGCCUCCGUGCUCUUUUGGAGGACAAGAUGGCAGUAUCCACAAGGACGAAGAGGGCGAAGAUGUUAUCCACGAGCGGGUGUCCUGCCGCCACUGGCUGGACGGCAAUUGCGAGUAUCGCACCAACGGAUGCGAUCAUGCUCACAAUCACCGGAAUUACCGCACAAGCAUCCGGAAACGCAGGGUACCGCAGUCGAUAUUGGAUGAUGUGAAGAACAAGUCUGCGAAGAAUAAGUCUGCUUGA
Messenger RNA from Zymoseptoria tritici IPO323, 1203 nucleotides. RefSeq lists its product as uncharacterized. Bases 1 to 1203 code for a protein of 400 amino acids. The record is from RefSeq and is a predicted model, not a curated record. Lineage: Eukaryota; Fungi; Ascomycota; Dothideomycetes; Mycosphaerellales; Mycosphaerellaceae. The transcript has 2 exons.